Molecule: messenger RNA, 1410 nt
Organism: Mycotypha africana
Lineage: Eukaryota; Fungi; Mucoromycota; Mucoromycetes; Mucorales; Mycotyphaceae
Product: UDP-glucose/GDP-mannose dehydrogenase family, NAD binding domain-containing protein
Exons: 4
Coding region: 1-1410 (469 amino acids)
Biological process (GO): glycosaminoglycan biosynthetic process
Cellular component (GO): nucleus; cytosol
Molecular function (GO): UDP-glucose 6-dehydrogenase activity; NAD binding
Source: RefSeq, a predicted model, not a curated record
AUGACUGUCAAGAAUAUCUGUUGUAUCGGUGCUGGUUAUGUUGGUGGUCCCACGGCUGCUGUUAUUGCUUACAAGUGUCCUGAUAUCAAAGUCACGAUUUGUGAUAUCAAUCAAAAGCGUAUCGAUGCAUGGAUGUCUGACAAACUACCCAUCUACGAACCUGGUUUGGAGGAAGUUGUCUUUGCCUGUCGUGGAAAGAAUCUCUUUUUCUCGACUGACGUAGAUAAGCACAUUGAAGAAGCCGACCUUAUCUUUGUUUCCGUCAAUACGCCUACCAAGAAGCAAGGUCUUGGUGCUGGUAUGGCUGCUGAUCUUGCAUACGUCGAAGCAGCUACUCGUCGUAUUGCUAAUGUUGCCAAGAGCUCCAAGAUUGUUGUUGAAAAGUCCACAGUUCCUUGCCGUACUGCUCAAAGCAUGCGUACCAUUUUGGAUGCCAACUCGACUGACAAUGUCAAAUUCGAUAUCCUUUCUAACCCCGAAUUUUUGGCAGAAGGUACUGCUAUUCCCGAUCUUCUCAAGCCUGAUCGUGUCUUGAUCGGUUCUCUUCAAACGGAAUCUGGCAAGGCUGCUCAACAAGCACUUGUCGAUGUCUAUAGCCACUGGAUCCCUCGUGAGAACAUUAUUACCACCAACCUCUGGUCCUCUGAACUUUCCAAAUUGGCCGCUAAUGCUCUUUUAGCUCAACGUAUUUCUUCCAUCAAUGCUUUAUCUGCUGUGUGUGAGGCCACAGGAGCUGAUGUCGAUGAAGUUGCUUAUGCUGUGGGUCGUGAUACCCGUAUCGGAUCUAAAUUCUUAAAAGCCUCUGUUGGUUUCGGUGGUUCUUGUUUCCAAAAGGAUAUCCUCAACUUGGUGUACCUCUCCUACUCGCUCAACUUGCCUGAAGUAGCUGAAUACUGGAACCAAGUCUAUUUGAUGAACGAAUACCAAAAGAAGCGUUUUGUCAAAAAGAUCAUCUCUACUCUCUUCAAUACCAUUACCCACAAAAAGAUUGCCGUGCUCGGUUUUGCUUUCAAGAAGGAUACUGGCGAUACCCGUGAAUCCGCUGCCAUCACGUUGAUCAAGGACUUUAUGCAAGAAAAUGCCCAUGUCGCUAUCUACGAUCCCAAGGUCGAACACGAACAAAUCUACAUGGAUCUUGCUGAACCCGGCGUAGUGGACAACCGUAAGCAAGUGCAAGAAAAGAUUACAAUCUGUAAGGAUGCUUAUGAAGCCGCCAAGGACGCCGAUGCGCUUAUCAUUGUCACGGAAUGGGAUGAGUUCAAGUCGCUUGAUUAUGAACGUAUUUACAAGGAUAUGCAAAAGCCUGCUUUCCUCUUUGACGGCCGUUUGAUCUUGGAUGCUCCCAAGUUGCGCGAAAUUGGCUUCAAGGUCCAUGUCAUUGGUAAGAACGCUCUUGAAGGAAGAGCUUAG